Messenger RNA from Aplosporella prunicola CBS 121167, 1011 nucleotides. RefSeq lists its product as uncharacterized. Bases 1 to 1011 code for a protein of 336 amino acids. Lineage: Eukaryota; Fungi; Ascomycota; Dothideomycetes; Botryosphaeriales; Aplosporellaceae. The transcript is spliced from 3 exons. The record is from RefSeq and is a predicted model, not a curated record.
AUGGCCCAAAGCUUCGCGCACGACAAUCAAUUGAUCUUUGUACCUAACGCCGAAGACGGAAGAAAACGCCGUAAUCGCCUUUCGCAGAGGAAACAUCGAGCCAAAUCAAAUGCGAGAAUCAACGAGCCACCUGCUUCGUUGACUCAACAGCAGCCUGUUUUUGGGGUUGCGCCGCCACUCUCUGUGGUUAACUGCUUCCCCUCCUUGACAUCACCAGUCGACAUCCCCUCCCAGCAAUAUACGCAUCUGAACGAUGCACCCCAGCAUUAUGAAUCAAGUUCCUGGCCUUCAGAUGAGUUGCUGUUGGACGAAUACCACGCGCAGAGCAUAAUUUCCCAGCAGCACGGCAAGGACGGGCUCACUGCCCAACCACAGAACGGAACUGAAGCGCCUAGCGGUCAUCUCGGCCACAUUGAAACUCAAAUUUUGCUUCAUCCCUUAGACAUUGCCAGCGCUCCUUUCUCCUCUGAUUGCGCUUCGGGAGCUGAGUUUGAUGCAAUGAUGACUACGGCCGAGAUGCCACCGUUUUCAACCAACGGCGGGGGAUUCCACAACGAGACCUCCGACGCCGCAUGCCCAACUCCCAAAAGUGACAGCAUGGAGGGAAACGGCGCCAGCAGUCUCGAGGCCAGGAUGGAGCGCAUGCUGGAAGUGAUAGAAGAGCUGGGAUUCGAGAACAUUGACGUUAUGACCUCGACUUACUACACAGCAGACUUUCAGCGGGGCACACUGGCGCACCUGGCGCAGGCCGCCAGCCGGCGGCGGCGUCUGCGCAAGGUCAUCGCUACGCUGCACAGUAGCUCGCAGGGCUGGGGUAGGAGCGAGGCGCAGGGCUACCACGACGCGAUGCUGCGAUCGGCGGAGCACCAUUACACGCAGGAGCUGUUACGCCACUCGGACAAAAAGCCGACCAGAGACCUGGGCGAUCAGGUCGGUGGCGCUGGAGAAAGCGGCCUCUCGGACAAUCCCGGAUACAUGGUCUUUACUGUCCAGCUUGGCAAGCAGCGCUAA